Messenger RNA from Ilex paraguariensis (yerba mate), 3894 nucleotides. NCBI's taxonomy places the organism in Eukaryota, Viridiplantae, Streptophyta, Magnoliopsida, Aquifoliales, Aquifoliaceae. The record is from the annotation of a GenBank genome assembly.
AUGGCUAAGCGCAAGGAACGAACCCUGAGCGAGCUAUACAAUGUGACUCAGAUUAUGACAGAACCGGAGGCACGUAAUUAUGUUGCCCUGUUUGAUUAUCAUCAAUUAAUCACCCCAGUCUUGGAAGGGAAAUGUCAGAUGCAAGGACCCGUUGAUGAAAGAGAGUAUGAUGUCCAGACGAAUAUGGUUGUGACUAUUGUGGAUUUCUAUUUUGACGGCAGUUCAGACGGUAGAUACAUUGGUGCUGGGAAACUUAGUAUGGAGCUACUGCUUACUGGCACAAUUAGAUGGUCUCUAGUUGAUGGCAGGACAGUGUCUUCUGGAGUAGAUAAGGGAUUUAUCAGCCAUUCCAUAAGUCAAAAAGUUGAGUCUGGGACAUGUAACGUGUGCUCCACUCCUUGCUCGUCUUGUUUGCAUAACAACCGAGCUCUUAUGGGGUCAAAGAUUGAUGAAUCUUCUGAUGAAACCUGUAGAGAAAAUGCCUUUAGUUAUUCUGUGAAUGAUGUUUUGCCCGCUGUUAAGAGCAAAAAAUAUGAAAUUGAUCAGCAUGCUGCCAGUGAAACUAGCAACGUGGUAAGUGGGAAUUCAAGUCAGGAUUCUUUGUCUGAAAAUGCAGAAAGUAAAGCAAGCUUGAGGACUAUGUCUGGUGCAUCUGAAGAUAUUGAGAUGCUUCCAAAGUUGUCGUCUGCUGGGUCUGUCAGAGAGGAUCAGCACACUGUAAGUUUGAAAUGUGAUUCAGAUCAGAGAAGCCUUUCAAAAAAGGUUGACUCAAAAGGUUUAGAAGGACAUGAUGAUAAUAUUUCGUGUGUAACUGGAGCUAAGGAAGCAAACAUUUUGUUCAGUUAUGGUGGAAAUGUAGACAGAAUAAAUUUACCCUGUUGUUCUGCUUCCGCUAGUAGUUUAGUUACAGAUGGAUAUGAUAAAACAGUUCAUUAUCGAACUGCUUCAGGAUGUUUAGAUUUAAAAUGUGAUGUGGAGACUCCUUUAACAAAAGACCCCGAUGAUGAUGCUGUCUUACAGAAGGUACAAAGCACAUAUUCCCAUUCUCCUAAUGACAAAUUUCUUCCCUGUGACUCAAAUUUGAGGGACUUUGAAGAGGCUUCAUGCUUGCAUCUUCAGGGGGAAUUGCCAGGGUGCUCAAGGGAGCAGUUGAAUACUUGUGCGACAAAAGAUGUAGUAUCUGAUACUGUUUAUGACCAGAAAUGUUCGGUAAAUUAUUGUGAUGAUAUUCAAAAUAUUAAUGUUUGUCCAGUUGAAGGCAAUUCUGAGGCUUCAGUCAAAUUUCGUCAGAUGUUAGACAUUGAAACUGACAAUGACUCUGUUGAUCCGCCUGCUGAAGCAUUGGCUUCUGCUGAACAGAAUGAAGUUGAGAAAGGCAGGGAAUCAUCUCUCUUACCUCAUAUGAAGGAGACUUCUUUGCCAUUCCCUCGUGUGGAUGAGAGUGAUGAAUCAGAUAUUGUUGAGCAUGAUGUGUCUUCUGGAGUAGAUAAGGGAUUUAUCAGCCAUUCCAUAAGUCAAAAAGUUGAGUCUGGGACAUGUAACGUGUGCUCCACUCCUUGCUCGUCUUGUUUGCAUAACAACCGACCUCUUAUGGGGUCAAAGAUUGAUGAAUCUUCUGAUGAAACCUGUAGAGAAAAUGCCUUUAGUUAUUCUGUGAAUGAUGUUUUGCCCGCUGUUAAGAGCAAAAAAUAUGAAAUUGAUCAGCAUGCUGCCAGUGAAACUAGCAACGUGGUAAGUGGGAAUUCAAGUCAGGAUUCUUUGUCUGAAAAUGCAGAAAGUAAAGCAAGCUUGAGGACUAUGUCUGGUGCAUCUGAAGAUAUUGAGAUGCUUCCAAAGUUGUCGUCUGCUGGGUCUGUCAGAGAGGAUCAGCACACUAUAAGUUUGAAAUGUGAUUCAGAUCAGAGAAGCCUUUCAAAAAAGGUUGACUCAAAAGGUUUAGAAGGACAUGAUGAUAAUAUUUCGUGUGUAACUGGAGCUAAGGAAGCAAACAUUUUGUUCAGUUAUGGUGGAAAUGUAGACAGAAUAAAUUUACCCUGUUGUUCUGCUUCCGCUAGUAGUUUAGUUACAGAUGGAUAUGAUAAAACAGUUCAUUAUCGAACUGCUUCAGGAUGUUUAGAUUUAAAAUGUGAUGUGGAGACUCCUUUAACAAAAGACCCCGAUGAUGAUGCUGUCUUACAGAAGGUACAAAGCACAUAUUCCCAUUUUCCUAAUGACAAAUUUCUUCCCUGUGACUCAAAUUUGAGGGACUUUGAAGAGGCUUCAUGCUUGCAUCUUCAGGGGGAAUUGCCAGGGUGCUCAAGGGAGCAGUUGAAUACUUGUGCGACAAAAGAUGUAGUAUCUGAUACUGUUUAUGACCAGAAAUGUUCGGUAAAUUAUUGUGAUGAUAUUCAAAAUAUUAAUGUUUGUCCAGUUGAAGGCAAUUCUGAGGCUUCAGUCAAAUUUCGUCAGAUGUUAGACAUUGAAACUGACAAUGACUCUGUUGAUCCGCCUGCUGAAGCAUUGGCUUCUGCUGAACAGAAUGAAGUUGAGAAAGGCAGGGAAUCAUCUCUCUUACCUCAUAUGAAGGAGACUUCUUUGCCAUUCCCUCGUGUGGAUGAGAGUGAUGAAUCAGAUAUUGUUGAGCAUGAUGUAAAAGUUUGUGAUAUCUGUGGGGAUGCUGGUCGGGAGGAUUUGCUUGCUAUAUGUUGUAGGUGCAGUGAUGGUGCAGAGCACACCUAUUGCAUGCGUGAAAUGCUGGAUAAAGCUCCAGAAGGUUAUUGGCUGUGUGAAGAAUGCAAGUUUGAUGAGGAAACAAAGGACGAUAAUAAAAAGAAAUAUGGUUCAGUGGUUGGGGAUGAAGAAAAUGAAUCGUAUGGCCUAGCUGUCACUGAUAGUACUUAUGUCUCUUUGAAAUCGGAUGGAAAUGGUUCAGAUGUUGAGGUAAAUAGAACUAACAGAGGCAGUUUGAGUGUGAAAGUAUCUGGUAAAAGACAUGCAGAUGACAUAGAAGUUUCUUCAGCUGCAAAAAAGCAGGCUCGUGAAGCAAUUAUUGGAUCAUCAAAUAUAUCCAGUCCCAGCAGGCCAGCUGCACUUUCUCGUGAUAGUUCAUUCAAGAACCUAGAUAAGGGGAAAGUGAAGACUGUACAUGAAUCUUUUUCUGUCACUCACUCUGUCACUUGCACUUCAGAAGCUGCUUGCUCUCCUAGUACAGGUCCAAGACUGCAGACACCUCGAAGUGCUUUCUUAAAGUCUAAUUCCUUCAGUUUCUCAAAUGGUAAACCAAAAGUUAAGCCUGUAGAUGAUGUUGUUCCUCAGAAGCAGAAAUCUGCUAGAGAACAAGCUUCUCUUGACGUGAAGGAAGGGACUGCCAGAUUGAUUGGAAAAUCCAUGUCAUUUAGAUCUGCGAAUUCAGGCUGUUUAAUUGAGCCAAAAGUAAAGAUGCCAUCGCCUAGAUUUUCUCAUGUUCAGGAUCCAAAAGGAUUGAAACAAGCAAAAGAAAGGAACUUAUUUGAAAGGAUGAAUUCAUUUAAAUCAGAACGCCCAUUGGUUAAUUCACCAAUGGCCACCUCUGUUGUCUCUGCAUCGAAAGUUGAUAAGAAACUAGCAUCUCGUGGUGAAACUCUCUCUCUUUCAUCCGCAAACAACCACCGUGAAAAGAAGGUUGUGCAAUCUGACAGUAAAUCAAUUACAUCAUUAAAGGCAACUAGUCAUGCUGUUCAUCGGGAUUCAGAAAUUCCAGUUCCAUUAGGUAUGAGUGUUCCAUCUUAUGGUGAAGUUAGGAAGCAGUCUUCAGGCCUCCCCAGUGUAGUUGGAGCUCAAUAUGCCAAGAGGAUUAGUGGCUUUGGGGAGCAAAAGCCUAUCCGGGCUAGCCCAAAGGACGAUUACUCAUUGAGUUCUGGUNGCCAAGAGGAUUAG